This is a messenger RNA of Nothoprocta perdicaria, 552 nucleotides long. It is a transcript of the gene DHPS, whose product is annotated as deoxyhypusine synthase. NCBI's taxonomy places the organism in Eukaryota, Metazoa, Chordata, Aves, Tinamiformes, Tinamidae. The annotation marks the transcript as partial. Gene Ontology annotation, cellular component: cytoplasm. The record is from RefSeq and is a predicted model, not a curated record. Gene Ontology annotation, molecular function: deoxyhypusine synthase activity. Gene Ontology annotation, biological process: peptidyl-hypusine biosynthetic process. The transcript is spliced from 4 exons.
GGUGUCACUGGGGGUAUCCCCGUGCCCUGCGGGUGUCCCCGGGGGUGUCCCCGCCUCCCAGGGGGUGUCACCGCGUGCCGGGGGUGUCCCCCGCUGCAGAACCGGAUCCCGGUGCUGAGCCCGGCGCUCACCGACGGCUCCCUGGGCGACAUGAUCUUCUUCCACUCGUACAAGCGCCCGGGGCUGGUGCUGGACAUCGUGGAGGAUCUGCGCCUUAUCAACACGCAGGCCCUCUUCGCCAAGCGCACGGGAAUGAUCAUCCUGGGCGGGGGCCUGGUGAAGCACCACAUCGCCAACGCCAACCUCAUGAGGAACGGGGCCGACUUCUCCGUGUACGUGAACACGGCGCAGGAAUUCGACGGCUCCGACUCGGGCGCCCGGCCGGACGAGGCCGUUUCCUGGGGCAAAAUCCGCCCGGAUGCGACGCCGGUCAAGGUUUAUGCCGACGCCUCCCUGGUUUUCCCGCUGCUGGUGGCCGAGACGUUCGCCCGGAGCGCGGGAUCCUUCCCAGAGCCGCUGCAUGGAGCCGCCCCCCCACAAUCGUCACCCUAG